Messenger RNA from Pectinophora gossypiella (pink bollworm), 774 nucleotides. Its product is annotated as cuticle protein 19.8-like. The transcript has 2 exons. Bases 30 to 773 code for a protein of 247 amino acids. Gene Ontology annotation, cellular component: extracellular matrix. NCBI's taxonomy places the organism in Eukaryota, Metazoa, Arthropoda, Insecta, Lepidoptera, Gelechiidae. The record is from RefSeq and is a predicted model, not a curated record.
CUCGACUGAAACACCACAUACUAACAAAAAUGGCAGCUAAGUUCAUAAUCCUCGCUGCAUGCGUGGCCGCGGCUCGUGCCAGCGGUGGCAGCUACUCAUACUCGUACGGAGUGACGGACCCCAACACUGGCGACGUGAAGAGCCAGCACGAGAAACGUGUCGGAGACUCCGUCGUGGGCCAGUACUCUCUAGUCGACCCUGACGGCACUAAGCGCACUGUGGACUACCAGUCGCAUCCCAGCACUGGAUUCAACGCUGUCGUCCGUAAAGACCCUCCUUACGGCGUCCAUCCUUCUCCUGCGGCUUACAGUGGAGCAUACGCCGGUGCUGGUCUCGCUAAGGCGGGUCUCGCUGCGCCCUUAGCCCACGGAGCGCUAGCCACUCCUCUGGCGCAUGGAAUCGCCGCUCCUCUCGCUGUUGCCACCCCUCUCGCCCACGCUCCCCUCGCAGCCCCGUUAGCCCACAGUGGUCUCGCCGCUCCUCUCGGUGGUUACGCCGGCGCCCCCUAUGCCACAGGACUCGCAGGCCGCGCCGUCUCCUACGCUAACUUCAAUCGCUACCCUGCUCACCGUGCCGGAUAUGCUGGAGCUGGUUACGCAGGAAUCGGAGCUGGUCUUGGAUAUGGAGGUUAUGGCGCUGGUCUCGGCGCGUAUGGCGCUCCUCUGGCUGCUGCCGGCUAUGGCGCUCCUCUGGCCCAUGGAGCCGCUGCCUACACUGGUCUAGCUCAUGGUAAUCUCGCUGCUCAUGGUCUCAAAUUCGGUGCAAAAUGGUGAA